AGACCAGGGAAAGUCGGUAACCAGCUUUAUUAUAAAUAGUUUCAACUGAACAGUUCUGGUAUAAGACAGUAGGCAAUGGGCUGGUCGGGGACAGGCGAGGGUUCCAGGAGUAUAGGCAAGACGGGAGACGCAGGUACAGGCAGGGUCAGGGAGCAGGCGAGGCAGAAUAGUCCAGGUACAGGCAGGGUCAGGAAACAGGCGAGCCAGAAUAGUCCAGGUACAGGCAGGAAACUGGCGAGGCAGAAUAAUCCAGGGACAGGCAGGGUCGGGAAACAGGCGAUGCAGGCGGGUCAGGGAUAAGGGCAAGGUCGAAACCGGGGAGAAGCAAUCUGGGAGGUAAUGCGGGAAAGACUAGCAUGCUGCGAAGUACGAUCUGGCACUGAGGUGAGAGUGAAGGGUGUGAUAUACUAGUGGAGCUGAUGGGUGUAACAGAGUGUGAGAGAGAAACAGGGUGUGACUACCAGGUGACUAGGUGACUGAGAAAUGCUAAUGCAGAAGAAAUAUGUGAGUGAGGGAGCAGAUUGUGACAGCAUGUGUGGGUGUAGGUAUUCCUUUUAUUAUGAUAAUAGGUGGGAUUGUGUGACUUGUUGCAUUGGUUUACCUGCAUGUAUGGGUGUAGGUAUUCCUUUUAUUAUGACAAUAGGCUAAGCCAUGUGACUCAAGUGUACAAUGUAAAUAGGAUUCAGAUACUUGUUGCAUCGGGACACCUGGAAGGGGGUGGUGCAUGUGUUCUUUUUAGUAUGAUAAUAGGCUAAGCCAGAGCGAAUGAACACUUGUUCCACCACCCCAUCUAUUCCUUCAGAAUGCCAACAGCAAAGAGAGGUCCUUGAUUCAGUGUGCAGGAUGUGAUUGCUGCCAAGUUUGAGAUGGAAUCAGAGGACAGUGACAUUGAUAUGCCUUGUGUCAUCCUUGGCUGGACCAGACCCUGUGCAGAAAAUUCAACGCUGGGACAAGCCAACAAAACCUACGUAGAAGUUGAGAGGCCUUACAUUGUGGGUACUUACAACAAGUACAUGGGAGGUAUGGAUUUGUUGGACUCGUUUACGGCCAAAUACAAGUUCCCCAUGAAGUCCCGACGCUGGUACGUUAACAUCUUCUGGCACACCAUCAUCCUUGCUGUGAUCAACGCCUGGCUCCUCUACAAGCGGGAGUGCAAAGCUCUAAAGAUGCCAAAGCAGGAGAUCCUGAACAGGAGACAGUUUCAGGCAGAUCUAGCAUCCUCUCUCAUAAGAAUGCAUUUCUGCUAUUUGCCGUUUGUGAACACAACUCCUCUGAAAACACCCAAGAGAGGACGACCAUCGUCAGGCAACAUGAGCCAAGCACCGACAGUGACAUCAAGGAGCCCGUUGAAUGCUCAGAAGAGACCAUCUUCAGGUGAUGGGAGUCCACCAAACGGGGCCCCAUCCAAGAGAUCACAGCCUCCACUGGAUGUACGCAAGGACCCUAAUGGCACAUUUUCCAGUGAAGACAAAGAGGAGACGCUGCAGACACUGCAGUAA
Trematomus bernacchii (emerald rockcod) is the source of this 1499-nucleotide messenger RNA. RefSeq lists its product as uncharacterized. The record is from RefSeq and is a predicted model, not a curated record. NCBI's taxonomy places the organism in Eukaryota, Metazoa, Chordata, Actinopteri, Perciformes, Nototheniidae. The transcript is spliced from 3 exons. The coding region runs from base 867 to 1499 and encodes 210 amino acids.